Molecule: messenger RNA, 2265 nt
Organism: Castor canadensis (American beaver)
Lineage: Eukaryota; Metazoa; Chordata; Mammalia; Rodentia; Castoridae
Source: RefSeq, a predicted model, not a curated record
GGUAUGGACAAAUUGGAGCCUUCAUACAUUGCUGGUUUCAACCCUUCAGAGACCAAGAUUCGAACACCUGAUGGGAAAGUGUGGCAAGAGGCUGAGUUUCAAAACAUGAGUAGAGAACUGUACCAAGAUUUAGCACUUCACUUUGCAGAUGAUAUCUCUGUAAAGGAGAAACCUGCUGAAAAAAGUAAGGAGAAGAAAGUGGUCAAGCCAGUACGAAAAGUCCAAAAGGUAGCAUUGUUAUCAAGCCCAGAAUGCAAAACAGGUAGUAGUCAUCUAAUAAGUACUUCUUCUUGGAGAGAUGGACAAAAAUUAGUGAAGAAGAUUUUGGGGCCUGCACCUAGAGUGGAGCAAAAAGAGCGAAGAACAGCAUCAAGUGACAGAAGUGGGAGAGAAAGAGCUAAUAAAUCUGGGGGUCAUAUUGGAAGAGCAGAAUCUGAUCCCAGGUUGGAUGUUUCACAUAGACAUCUUCCACGAAGCUUAGAACGUUCAAGAAGUAGAGCUCGGUCUGAAAAUAAUAUAAAGAAAACAGCUCCAUCUCUUCCAGACAAUAAACAGGAGGAAAAUACUGCCUUAAACAAGGACUUUUUACCUGUUGAAAUUCGUGGCAUUCUUGAUGACCUACAGCUGGAUUCUACAGCUCAGACUGUGAGGCAAGAGACUGGAGAUUUACAGAAUCCAAAGUCAUCAGCACCUGUACAAGCUCCUCGGAGUCAUAGCCCAGUGAAAAGAAAACCUGACAAAAUAACAGCUAAUGAAGAUCCCCCUGUUAUUUCCAAAAAGCGCCACUAUGACACAGAUGAGGUACGACAGUACAUUGUUAGACAGCAGGAGGAAAGGAAAAGGAAGCAAAACGAAGAGAAGAAAGCUCAAAAGGAGGCUACUGAACAGAAGAACAAACGAUUACAGGAGCUCUACAGGAAACAGAAAGAAGCCUUUACUAAAGCAAAAAAUGUGCAUCCUUCUGAUCCAUCAGCAGCUAGACGACUACAGGAAACUUAUUCCAAAUUCCUUCUAGAAAAGACUUUGCUUGAAGAGCCAGCUCAUCAACAUGCUACACAGGAAACACAGCCCAGACCAGGGUAUCAGCCAUCUGGAGAAUCUGACAAAGAAAACAAAGUACAGGAACGUCCCCCAAGUGCAUCUUCUAGUAGUGAUAUGUCUCUGUCAGAACCUCCACAGCCUCUUGCAAGAAGAGACUUGAUGGAACCUACAUGGAUGCAACCUGAGAGAUUGAGCCCACGGGUUCACAGUUCACAACUGCAGCCUCUUGUUGGAACAGCUGGAAAUUUACUCUCCCAUCUCUUGAAUCUAGAACAUGCAGGAAUUUUGCACAAGGAUUUUGAAUCUUUUUUAACAACCAGGAAGAAUCAUAAUAUGGCUUCAGGGCCAUUAACUUUUACACCUCAACCAUAUCUGACCUCACCAGCUGCUCAUCCAGAUGCCUUGUUAAAACCUUGUGCCAGCCAAUAUAAAAGUAAACUGGAUCGUAUUGAAGCCUUGAAAGCAACAGCUGCUUCUUUGUCCAGCAGGAUUGAAAGUGAAGCCAAGAAAUUAGCUGGAGCCAACAUUAACUAUGGGUCAAUGUUGAACACUGAGUACGUUGUGCAGCAAGCAACUCAAGAAAACGAACCUUGGACUAAGGCUGUAAGUCCACCUGUGAAAGAGGAUACAGAAGAUGUUUUCUCUGCCCGGAUUCAGAAGAUGCUGGGAACUUGUGUAUCUCAUGCAACUUUUGAUGAUGAUCUUCCUGGUGUAGGCAACCUUAGUGAAUUUAAAAAACUUCCUGAGAUGAUAAGACCUCAAAGUGCCAUAUCAAGUUUCAGAAUGAGAUCCCCUGGCCCUAAACCAGGAGGGCUGCUGGCACAGUUGUGUAAGAGGCAGACUGACUCUUCUAGCUCUGAUGUACAAGUUUGUUCUCAAGAAAAAGCCAAAAUGACUCUUUGUUCCAGCACAGAUUCAGUCAGUGAAGGGCCCCUUCUUAGUGAAGGGAGUCUGUCUGAAGAAGAGGGAAUUCAGGAUGGACGGUCCCUUCUAAAAGUAGCAGAAGUUUUAAAAGAAAAGGAAUUUUGUGCUGGAGAAAGAAAUCCCUAUGAAUCCAUCAAAGAAUUUCAGAAGGAAGCUGAGAAGUACUUGCCACUUUUGGGGCACAUAGGUGAUACACAAAGUAAAGGACCAUGGGAAGAAUUGGCAAAGGGAAGCCCACAUAGUGUCAUUAAUAUUUUUACCAAAUCAUAUCAGUUAUAUGGAAAAGGUGAGGAAAAGUAA